GACGAGGAGCCAGGGGACCCGGAGGAGGAGGAGGAGGAGGAGGCAGAGGAGGAGGGGGAGGAGGAAGAGGAGCCGGACCCCGAGGCCCCCGACCACGGCUCUCUGCCUCGGUUCGUGCCGCGCUUCAACUUCACCCUGAAGGACCUGACCCGCUUCGUGGAUUUCAACAUCAAAGGGCGCGACGUGAUCGUGUUCCUGCACAUCCAGAAGACCGGGGGCACCACGUUCGGCCGGCACCUGGUGAAGAACAUCCGGCUGGAACAGCCAUGCAGCUGCAAGGCGGGCCAGAAGAAGUGCACCUGCCACCGGCCCGGCAAGAAGGAGACCUGGCUCUUUUCCCGCUUCUCCACGGGCUGGAGCUGCGGGCUGCACGCCGACUGGACGGAGCUCACCAACUGCGUGCCGGCCAUCAUGGAGAAGAAAGACUUUCCCCGCAACCACAGCCACACCAGGAAUUUCUAUUACAUCACAAUGUUGCGUGAUCCAGUGUCCCGUUACCUGAGCGAGUGGAAACAUGUCCAGAGAGGAGCCACGUGGAAAACCUCCCUCCACAUGUGUGAUGGGAGAAGCCCCACCCCCGAUGAGCUACCUACCUGCUACCCGGGGGAUGACUGGUCUGGGGUGAGCUUGCGAGAGUUCAUGGACUGCACCUACAACCUGGCCAACAACCGCCAGGUGCGCAUGCUGGCGGACCUCAGCCUGGUGGGCUGCUACAACUUGACUUUCAUGAAUGAGAGCGAAAGAAACACCAUCCUGUUGCAGAGCGCGAAAAACAACCUGAAGAACAUGGCCUUCUUUGGGCUCACAGAAUUCCAGAGGAAGACACAGUUUCUCUUUGAGAGGACAUUCAACCUCAAGUUCAUCUCUCCCUUCACACAGUUCAACAUCACGCGGGCUUCCAAUGUGGAGAUCAAUGACGGUGCUCGCCAACGCAUUGAGGAGCUCAACUUCCUGGACAUGCAGCUUUAUGAGUAUGCAAAAGAUCUCUUCCAGCAGCGCUACCACCACACCAAGCAGCUGGAGCACCAGAGGGACCGGCAAAAGAGGAGGGAGGAGCGGAGGCUGCAGCGGGAGUCGAGGAGCCACCGGUGGCCCAAAGAGGAUGGGAACACAGAGGGGGCCGUCACCGAGGACUACAACAGUCAGGUGGUGAGAUGGUGACCCCCUGCCUCUCCUCCCUGUGGCGUUACCUUGGAGACUCUUGGGCCAUUCUGAGGGCAUCUGGCUGUAUGUGGCCGGAGGUGGACACCUGCUUCCUCUUUUCCUUCACCUUUAUCCAGCUGGAGAGGGUCGGUCUUGUUCUUUACUUCCUGACAUUUGCCAAUCUGUGAUAUGGAGGAGGGUAGGAAUGCAUCCAGGAUACACCGCUUCAGAAGGUCAAGGAGAGAAGCACCAAAAAGGAAACAGUGUCCUUGCAAUCUCCUUGGCACAGCACAGGUGACACUCUGGGUGACUGGACCCCCAGAGGCAGACAUGAAAAGCCAAACCGUGGCUUGGAUGUUCUGCUGAAACUGGUCUGUUUCAUACUGUCUCUGUAAUGGAAAUAUUGGUUGGUUUCAAGAGAGAGAGAGAGAAAGAAGUCCCUCUCAGCCCUUUGAUAAGGUUUUAGGCCAUCUCUAACUUUGCUGUUGGCUGUCAUCUUUGAACUCUGUUUGAAUGGGGUUUAAAUCAGAAGAAGAGAAAUGUGUUUUGUUGCCGUCUUUUAAAACAGGAUUAUCCUACUAUUGACCAUCACUAGAGACUCACAUCCGACAAAGCCCUGCAUCCCAGCCCUGAGCCAUGUUUCCUUCCCCACAUCUUAGGGAACUGCAAGUGGAUUCAGGUCCGGGUGCCCGUGGCCCCUGAGACAUGAACGUUGGUGGGGCAUUUGGGAGAAAAUGUCUUAUUAACUAAUGCCUAUGGAGAGAACUCUUUACCAAGUUGUAUUUUCAAUGUAAGGAAUGAAUGAUAAGGGGGCCUGGGGGGAAGCUGGAGGGUAGAUACAUGCCUACCAUUUCCAAACUGGCUACAGACCUCAGGUGUAUGUUUUUUUUAAAGAACAUUUCCAAGUUUUAUCUCUUUGGAACAGUCAUCUUCUCUGAUAUGGUACUGCCAGGUCUGAAAUUCUACUAUCACAGAGGGAAAGACAUUUGAAAAGAAUUUGGCUUGAAGAAUACGAGCUUACGGUAGCUAUCAGUUAUAUAAAACAUAUUUGAGGUCCUUAAAUAAAUAAUAAUUUUGAUUUAGGCCAGGAGAUACAGAACACAAUGGUGCGAUUAUCCUGGGAGUUUAAAAAGACUCUACCUCCCCAAAUUUAAAUAUUCCUAGCCAGAUAACUUUUUUCUCCCCACAUGGUCUUUGCCUGUUGUUAGAUUCUGGCUACAGCUGGCGCUGGCUGGAGUGUAUAAAACUGAACCCCCCAAAAUGCACAGCAUUGCUGAAUGUUUCUUAUUUUCACCUUUUCCCAGUCACAACUAUGAUAACACCAUGCUUUUGAAUAAUAGGGGGAGAAGUAUGGGAGAGGACAUGGCGAUCCCUUGACUACCUACCAAUCGGUUAGGAGGAUCAGAGUGAGUAGUAAGUUUCACAAUAGAUUUGUCUGAUCAAUCCCCUCAAGGAGCUGAAGGCAAAAUGAGGGAAACUCCUAAAUCAGAUUGAAAAGCCUACUUCAUUGAUAUCCAACAUGUUUGAUGUUUAAGCUAGCUUUGUAUAAGCCACAUCUCAUCCUCCGGAAUACUCUCUCUGGGGUUGAGAGUCAAUCAACCCAGAGGCAUUCAUGGAUCGACUGCCUGCACGGAGGAAAGCCUGGUGCUUCCAUCAAAGGGAGGCCUAGAAAAAUCACAUAGACUCUUCUCUCACGACCCUUGGCUUCAUCUGUCAUGUGACGGAAGGCGUUUUGGGGGACCUCCCUUUUGCCAGGAACUGUGGGAGGCCCUUUUCAUACUUUAAAUCUAUUCACAACCAGGUAUAUAUUAUUAGUCCCAAUUUCAUAGGUGAGUAAAGUGAAACCCACUGACAAAAUGUAGCUUUCUCCUGACCUGUAUGCUAGGUCUGGCUGACUGCAAAGUGCAGUCUCUUUGGACUCCAUCGUGAUUUCCAUAUGGGAUAAAAGCUUUCAGCCAACCAUGCAAGAAUCCAGCCAUUAUUGCCCAGAAGUAUAUGCCUCUAUCCCCUAUGGGUGACACAACUGGGACAGCAACAAGGUGGCAGUGACCCAGAGCCAUGGGGCCUUGGGUGAGUCCAGCCCUCUCCACAUCAAUAAACUGAGAGAUUGAUGACUUUUUAGGCAAUUUUACUUUGUCAGCCAUUCAUGAGGGUGAGUUAAAGGGGCCAAGUAAAAAUUGCUCAUUAUUUGGUGGAGAUUAGGCUCACAAAAUAUUAAUGUUUUCUUUUCUGAUGAUUUGUUCCUAAGGUAGGGAGGGAAGCAGAUUGCAGCUGGGAUUAAUGAGAAGCUCGCUCUCUCUUCACAUUUUGAUGUUAACAUCUAAUGUUCUGCCCAGGAUGGCCGAUGGCAGGUCUGCAAAUUACCCUCUGCCUGCUAUUGUCACACACACACACACACACACACACACACACACACACACCCCACAAUGAUAAUCUAGUCUUUUGUCAUGUGGAAAAUCAAACCAAGUUCGAAAGCAUUCAGGUUGUUUCCUUUAAACUCACUUUAAAUUUUUGGCAGGGAAUUCGUGCAUAGCUGAGACUUGGAGGCAGCCUCUGCUAACUUCACACUGCUCCUUAGGCACCUCGGGAUUGAUAUCAAAAAGCGUUCAUGGCCUUGCUGCUAAAGGCGUGAUGUAUGGUGCUCCACUGGAGACCAGCUAUCAGGAUGUUCAGAGGAGAAACCAUCUCUUCGUGUUGGCCCGAGGCCAGUGCUGAGCAAAUUAAAAAGACCGACAAGGGCUUUCUCCUUCAUAUCAUUUCAUUCCAAAGCAGCACACUUGUCAUAUCCCUGGGGGCCUAUGUUGAUAGAAACGAAGAGGUGGGGAUGUGGUUUGUUCUCUGAAAAUUGACUGCACACCUACAUGCUGAGUGAAGCUCGGGGAAGCGAUGCCAAUAAAAGGCAUGUGGGCCUAAGAAUCCAGGGGAAGUUGUCGGCCUUCAGAUCCCAAACCAAAUCAAUUCCAGAUACAUUAGUGUUAAAAGAGGGAGAAAGAGAGGGAGAGAAGGAGAGAGAGAGAAAGAGGGAGAGAACAAGACAGAGAAUUCCCCAGGGAGUGCCACAUCCUAUUAACUCCUGCAACUCUGAGGUAGACAUUCCUUUCCUUCUCUCAGCAAUGGCAGCCCCAGUAAUGAGACUGGGAUUAGAUGUCUGUGUGUGUAUCUGUGUAUGUUUAAAUUAUUAUUAUCAUUAUUAAGGACUAAGGAGGCUAUUCUGCCUCAUUUAUUGGCAGCCUCCUCUUGGUAACUGGGGAAAACCUGCCCUGAGAAUUAUCUGGAUCCCCUUUAUAAUAAUUAAUAUCAUUAGCAAUUAGUUUUAGGCAGCAGUUAAAGAUAUCACAUGUGCUAUUAAAUUUAUAAAAAGUUUUUUAUCAUCUAAAGGAGGUAACUGUCACAAAUAGUUUGAUCAAUGGUUUGAAAAAUGAGGAUUUGUUCAAAAGUCUGUCUAGAGAUAGUAUAUAGUAUGGGAGAGAAGGUCUACCAGAUAGACCUGGCAAGGAGGUGAGGUGAGCAUAGAUCAUAAAAAUAAUAACUAUAAGUAGUUUAUUGGAUAGGUUUUCCAUUUGGCUGAUUUAACAAAGAAACUCAAAAUGUUAGUGACUUCAAUAAGAUGGAAGAAUUGUUCUCUCGCUUAAAAGACAAACUGGUUGGAUAACUGGUGUGUGACAUUACCAGAAACCGAGGCACUCUCUUGCUCUCUUGUCCUAAUGUGCAGAUUCCAUCUCCUGGCCCAAGAUGGCUGCUGCAGCUCCUGCCAUCUCAUCUACAUUUAAGACAACAAAGAGGGGACAUGGAAGGAAGUUGCACAUAUCACUUAUAGCCACAUCUUAUGGGCUAGCACCUAGCCAUUAGCUACAUUUAGCAAAGAAAGGCAUAAAAUGCCUUUAUUAUUGGUUGCUAUGUGCCUUGAUAUGAAGGUCCUAUGAUUUAAUGAAAUAAUGUAAAAAUUAAUACUGAUGAAACUAUUAGUCUCUGACACAAAGGGGAAUUAACAAAUACAUCCAGUGCUUUUUGAUGUCAUCUAUAUGGUCAUAUGUUUUACAAUAGAUAAGUUUAAAUUCAUAACUUUAUAUAGCACUUAAUGUUUUUAAAAACAUUUUUACCUUUAGUAUCUCAUUGAUCUUCACUACAUUCUUAUAUGUUAAAUAGGACCUCUACACAUUACCCAUUAGAUAGUUUGACAUGGAAAUUCAGAGAUGUCAAGAGAUUUCCCAAAGAUUACAGUUUACUAACAAGGAAGUUGCUCAGAGCCCCAGUCUUUUGACUUCAAGUCUUUCCUACUAUUUUGUGCUGCUUAGCAUCAGAUUUAGGGUUGGGAAUUGAAAAAAUAUGAAUCUAAACCUUUAUUGAUUUAUAUCUUCCCUUACCUUUUCAUGGAACUGCAGUGACUUAGAUAAUGCCAAGGAGACUGGCAGAGUUGGCCCAUAAGCCCCUGCGUCUAGUGAGGGAGCCUGUUAAUAGGAGUGAAAUGGCCAAAAAACUGUCAGUGCUGCAGGGGCAACUGAAAAGCACAGGCACUCAAACACUUCUUGCUCAUCUUCACCCCAUCCAAUCCCAAAACCACUCAAGGACAAGGCUGAGGGGAUGUGCUUACACCUCCUUAGGGAAGCUCAGUGUUAGAAAUACUUACAAUCAGCAGCAGCCUCAAUGCUGAAGCUUAAGGGGUGAUCAAUAGAACCCCUGCUCUAAAAAUUUACUUUCGUCUCUACCACUUCCCCAGGUCCCUAGAAUUUUAUCAGCAACUUAUUUUUUUGGUUCCUAAAGGUUUUUUAAAUUAUUUUUUUUUCAGUGAUUCCCUUUGCACAUUUGCUAGAGAGAGGACAUGCUUUAAGCUGUCAUAAGCUAACACCUUCACACAGAAUGUUUAUCUGGCCUCUAGCUCAGAAGAAGGUCCUAUGUAAUAGGAUCAUGUGUGUGUGGGGAGUGGGGGGUUAGGGAGACUGGGAAUAAGCAUAGAAAAAAAAGUAGAGCUCCUAAAAAGGAAGCAGACCUUGUAAAGGUGGAAAGAUGAGGAAUUAAAUAUGUGCCAGAUAAUACUGAAAAAUAGAAAAUAACUAAUAUGCAGCUUCUGUCCUCAAGAACAAGAGCAGUCUGGGGACUGUAAUUCUUUUGGCCAUUUAAAAGGGCAGAAAAGGACAUGAGGCUCAUGAGACAGGACAAGAGCAUGGGGAUAGUUUUAGGGGCUGAAAUAAAGACUGAA
Messenger RNA from Myotis brandtii (Brandt's bat), 6340 nucleotides. It is a transcript of the gene HS6ST3, whose product is annotated as heparan sulfate 6-O-sulfotransferase 3. The transcript is spliced from 2 exons. Gene Ontology annotation, molecular function: heparan sulfate 6-sulfotransferase activity. The record is from RefSeq and is a predicted model, not a curated record. The annotation marks the transcript as partial. Lineage: Eukaryota; Metazoa; Chordata; Mammalia; Chiroptera; Vespertilionidae. Gene Ontology annotation, cellular component: membrane.